ACCCCGUACCGGGAGGGACAGGAGCGGGACUUGAAGGUGGCUCUGAGAGGCACAGAUCCCUCCAUCCCUCUGGUGUUUGUCAGUGGGAACCAUGACCUGGGUAACACACCCACUCCGGAGACUGUAGCCCAGUUCUGCAACGCCUGGGGAGACGACUACUUCAGCUUCUGGGUGAGUGGCUAGAGUGAGAUGAAAACGUACUGUAGAUGGGGAUUGUACAAAACCCUUUCAGUUCCUUAUAUAAACACUGGUCCUUGGAGCCGGAUAGGAAACAAUUGGCCUCUAACAAAAACUAACGCUUUUAUCCAACAUUAAUUACUACUGUAAUUGUAUAUUACAUUUACAUUUUAGUCAUUUAGCAGACGCUCUUAUCUAGAGCGACUUACAGUUAGUGAGUGCAUACAUUUUCAUACCGCCCCCCCGUGGGAAUCGAACCCACAACCCUGGCGUUGCAAGCGCCAUGCUCUACCAACUGAGCUACACUGGGCCAUAUUCUACGUGUAGCCGAAGCUGAAAGCAAAGCCAAUACCUUGACAUUGCAAACUACCAUGUUCUAAACAGCUGAGUCACCAACACUAAAGUACUACACAGGAGUGAUGUCAUAGUCCUGAGACUACUGUCUCUGAUCAGAUCAGUUGUAAUGAUGUGGCUGCUUUAAAGGCAUUAAUGGGCACCAUGGCGAUGCCAUAAUGACAUUAUCUAAAUUACCUUAACCUAUACUGUAAUCCCAAGCCUGUCAUUUUCAGGUUGGAGGGGUGCUGUGUCUGGUGCUGAACUCCCAGCUGUUCUUUGAUGCGUCGGCCUGCCCUGAUCUGAGAGACGCCCAGGAGGCCUGGCUAGAGGGCCAGCUGCAGAGGGCAUCUCAGGGGCCCGGGGUCACCCCCAAACACGUCCUGGUGUUCCAGCACAUCCCU
Coregonus sp. 'balchen' is the source of this 914-nucleotide messenger RNA. NCBI's taxonomy places the organism in Eukaryota, Metazoa, Chordata, Actinopteri, Salmoniformes, Salmonidae. The record is from the annotation of a GenBank genome assembly.